Arvicola amphibius (Eurasian water vole) is the source of this 1958-nucleotide messenger RNA. Its product is annotated as lysine-rich nucleolar protein 1-like. Lineage: Eukaryota; Metazoa; Chordata; Mammalia; Rodentia; Cricetidae. The record is from RefSeq and is a predicted model, not a curated record. The transcript has a single exon. The coding region runs from base 16 to 1392 and encodes 458 amino acids.
GCGGGUGGGCCAGGAAUGGUCACCAAGACUCAGAAAGUAGACCUGGGCCCACGGCUCCCAGAGAAGAAGAAAAAGAAGAAGAAGAGAAAGAAGGUUACAGAAGUCACAGAACCAGAGACUCAAUACUCAGUCUUAAACAAUAACGACUAUUUUGUCGAUAUUUCUCCUCCAAGAGUCACAUCCCCCUCCAACGAUGUGGGUGAAGGACAAGUCCCUGAGCUAUCACUGGGCAAGAGAAAGAAGAAGAAAAAGUCCCCUAGUGCUCACUUGGAGGAGCACCUGGAGUCUGAGGUCACACAGAGAGGAUGGAAAAAGUCCCCCAGCCCUAGAAGGCAGGUUUGUGAGCAGUCAGCAGAAUGCCUCAGCGGAGAGAAGAAAAAGAAGAGGAGGAAGUCCUUACCACCGGCCACCUCCCAAGGUUCAUUGCUGAAAACCUCCCCAGACCCCAAGCGUGCUGAGGAGGUAAGCAAAGCCGGUAAGAAGGCCAAAAAACACAGGAAGGAAAAAAAGGUUCUGGACAUUGAGGCCUGCCCUCCCCAGGACUCUUGGUUCUGUGAGGCUGGGGAUGCUCUGUGCCCAUGCUCAGGGGAGACAGAGGGUGAGGAGCAGGCGGCCUUGGGGCAGAAAAGGAAGCAGGGGAGCCCCAGAGAGCACAGCACAAAGAAAAAAAAGAAGAAGACCCACCAAGAGGGAGACAUCCUCCCGAUCCACUCCAAGGUAGAGAGCAGCCUGAAGAAAGGAAGUAAGAAGUUACUCAAAAGCGAAGCUUUGGACUACAUCCUGAUAGACAGCCCAAAGUCCCCUGGGAAGAAGAAAGUGAAAUCCAAGAAAAAGGUGGACCAGCCAAACGGUGAAGGGGUGGCUUUGAAAAGGAAGAAAAAGAAGAGGAAAGCAAGCGGAGUAAAGGAAGACCCCUGGCAGGAGGAAGAAGAGGAGUCGGACACAGACCUGGAGGUGGUACUGGAAAAGAAAGGCAACAUGGAUGAGGCCUGCAUAGAUCAGGUGAGGCGGAAGGCCUUGCAAGAGGAGAUUGAUCGUGAGUCAGGCAAGACAGAGGCUUCGGAACCCAAGAAGUGGACGGGAACCCAGUUUGGCCAGUGGGACACUGCUGGCUUUGAAAAUGAAGAGCAGAAGCUGAAAUUCCUGAAGCUUAUGGGUGGCUUUAAGCAUCUGUCGCCAUCAUUCAGCCGCCCUCCCACCAUGACUGGCAGGUACAACAUGGCCCUGGACAAGAAGUCUUCAGACACACUCCAGCAGAAUCUGCAGCAGGACUAUGACCGGGCCAUGAGCUGGAAGUACAGCCGUGGGGCUGGCCUGGGCUUCUCCUCUGAGGCUCGCAAGGUCUUCUACAUUGACCGGAAUGCCUCCAAGUCUAUCAAGUUGCAAGAUUAAACUUUAUUUCCCUGUUCCUAAAACUGCAUUUCUUGAUCAGUUUUCCAUCUGCCAAGCUGGCUUGGAUCAGUCACCUGCAGAUAAUGAGGACCACUCGUGAUUUUGGACAAGCAGGUGGAAGCUGCUUGUGUCAGGAACCAGUACCAGUGGCUAAACCUCCUAUUUUCUGUUCUAACCCUUCCACCUCCUUGGGUGAAAGUGUUUUAAGUAAUAGUAGCUAGCAGUUGCUGGCAUGUGCAUGGCCCUGACUAAAAUGUUUUCCUUGCACUGAUGUAUUUAAACCUAAUUAUGGAAUGGGUGCUAUUCUCAUCACCUCAUAAGUUCAGGGAUAAAGUAAUAAAGUGCCCAGGGUCACCUCCGCUAAGUGCCAUCAAGACUACAACACAUCACACAGCUUCACUCAGUGAUCAGUGAAUGGAGAAAGCAAGUGUUGUGCCAUGUCUUUCAUGGGGACCUAUAAAUUUGUUUCUCCUCUUUGGAGGUAGACCUUUGAGCUGGAGGCUUUCCAGCUGUCGUCCUUCCGUCUGAGUGCAGUGCUUGGAUUUGAUGUUUCUGCGCAUGGAUUG